Molecule: messenger RNA, 1868 nt
Organism: Pseudophryne corroboree (corroboree frog)
Lineage: Eukaryota; Metazoa; Chordata; Amphibia; Anura; Myobatrachidae
Product: SH3 domain-binding protein 5-like
Exons: 7
Coding region: 316-1434 (372 amino acids)
Biological process (GO): intracellular signal transduction; negative regulation of protein tyrosine kinase activity
Cellular component (GO): cytoplasm
Molecular function (GO): protein kinase inhibitor activity
Source: RefSeq, a predicted model, not a curated record
CGCCCACCUGCUAAACCCCGGCUUCCGGUUCCGGUUCCGGUGCCGCCGGGCGCUGCCUAGAUGGUAGAUGCUAGAAUCAAGUGGGCUAAGGGACCUUUUCCGUAAGGGGGAGGAGUUACGACGCAAGGCAACCCUGCCUAGAUCCAGGCAACUGGGCUGAAACAACGGGGCAGUGCUGGGAGGUUCAUCGUGACGUCACCGCCGGGCCCCGUGACGUCACCUCGGGAGGUCCGUUCCAUGAUGCCAUAGAGAGAAAGCGCAGAUGUAGAGGCCUGAAGGUACCAUGCACAUCUGAGCUGUCCUAUCAUGUAGGUCAUGGAAGGACCCCCUUGUGAGGAGAGGCUUCCAACUCCGGGGGCCGAGAGUGACAAAACCAUCCAUCCAGAGUUGGGGGGGCAGGAAGAUCGCGCCUCCGACGCAAAGAAACAGAUUGAGAGCACCGGUGAGACUAAGAAAGAUGAGGCAGAGGAAGAGCUAGACCCUAGGAUACAGGAGGAACUGGAACGUCUGAACCAGGCCAGCGAGGAGAUCAACCAGCUGGAGUUACAGUUGGAUGAUGCCCGCACCGCCUACCGUCGUAUCCUGUCCGAGUCUGCCAGGCGCCUAAACGCUCUGACCACGCAGCUUGGAGCUUGUAUCGAAAAAGCCCGGCCGUACUAUGAGGCUCGGAGAUUGGCCAAGGAGGCUCAGCAGGACACACACAGCGCGGCUCUGCGGUACGAGCGGGCGGUCAGCAUGCAUGCCGCAGCGCGAGAGAUGGUCUUCGUUGCGGAGCAAGGUGUCACCGCCGACAAGAACAGGCUGGACCCAACGUGGCAGGAGAUGCUGAAUCACGCCACCUGCAAAGUGAAUGAGGCUGAAGAGGAGCGGCUGAGCAGCGAGUUUGAGCACCAGCGGGUGACCCGUCAGUGCCACCAAGCGGAAGCCAAAGUUCAGACUUUGCAGAAGAGCUUGAAGCGCGUUAUCAUUAAGAGUCGCCCCUACUUCGAGUUAAAGGUUCAGUUCAACAGCGUCUUAGAGGAACACAAGUCCCGGGUCACCUCUCUGGAAGCCUCAGUGUCGCAGGCGAAGCUCAGGUACUCUGCGACACUGCGCAAUUUGGAGCUGAUCAGCGAGGAGAUCCACGCACGCCGCACACACGGGCCUCUGCUAACACUUAGGGCCCCUCCUCUUGGAGCUGAAGCCCCUACCCCCCUGACCGACGGGGAGAUGGGCCCGCCUUCAGACACCGUCUCCCUCCUCAGCCUGCAGACCAUUGCAUCCGACCUGCAGAAGAGCGAUUCUGUGGAGCACCUGAGGGGUCUGAGCGAUGUAACCAGCCUGGACGGGAGGAACACGGAAGAGGGGGAAGAGGACGACGGCACAGACAGAGAGAGGGGAGGCGGAAGAGGGAACGGAGGGGCUUUUAAGCACCACAGGAGUGUGAGCCUUUGAGGGGGAAAACAUUUUGAGGUUAGACACUCGAUAAAGACUCAAGAACGUUCAAACAACCUAGCACAGCAAGCUUUAUGUGAGUGAUCCCGCAGGACAGGAAGGGACUCUUCAUACAUCACAGACUGGCUCCAUGGUGAUGGAGAAAGGGAGUAAUCCGCAUAACGAUGACGCUCUGAGGGCAGUCACGCCUGAUAGUGUUGGAGCAUUCGGUAAGAGCGGAAAUGAACACACUUGAAUGCGAACAUUUUUUUGCAGAAACGCUUCUAGAUGUAGGGAGUUAGGAGCAGAGGUCAUUUAUACAGGUAGCACAGUGUUGCCGGAGGACUCGGAGAGGGAACACUGUAAUAGGUCAGAGGACAUGUCUUGCUGUUAUGAGAACUGUCUCUGUUUGAUGCAGCACUCCGUAUGUCUAUUUAAAUAAACAUGUAUUGGUG